This is a messenger RNA of Annulohypoxylon truncatum, 2650 nucleotides long. RefSeq names its product RhoGAP-domain-containing protein. The record is from RefSeq and is a predicted model, not a curated record. NCBI's taxonomy places the organism in Eukaryota, Fungi, Ascomycota, Sordariomycetes, Xylariales, Hypoxylaceae. The coding region runs from base 169 to 2487 and encodes 772 amino acids. Gene Ontology annotation, biological process: activation of GTPase activity; regulation of fungal-type cell wall organization; signal transduction. The transcript has 5 exons. Gene Ontology annotation, cellular component: cell cortex. Gene Ontology annotation, molecular function: GTPase activator activity.
CGCCUCUCAACACGACCAUUCUCCAAGAUUCUUCCAACUCACCGCCGAUUCACACGAUAGCAUUAAAAAAAAAGAGAAGAGCGCGCGCAUCUAUUUCCACCACGAUUCUCCAACGUAGCCCUGCAGACGGUCGCGGUCACCGUCGCCCGCCCGCGCGUCAUAGACACAAUGACGUCUGCCAUCACCCCGUCAAAACCACAUCAACGAGAUCCGCAAAUGAGUCCACCACAACAGCCCCAUCAUCCUGCUCAUCCUGGCUCACCGCCGAGCAAACGUGAUCUGAAGUCGUGGUGGAAGAGUUUCCAGACCCGAGCGAAACAUCAAGAGACCCAAGACACACAGCCUAAGGGUAUAUUCGGAGUCCCUCUACGCCAAAGCAUCACCUACGCGAAUGUUGCUAUUUCGCUUGUCGACGAAAAGGGGAAGAGCUAUAUUUACGGAUAUGUACCAAUCGUGGUAGCCAAAUGUGGUGUUUUUCUGAAGGAGAAAGCCACCGGUGUUGAGGGAAUCUUCCGUCUCAGCGGUUCGGAGAAGCGCAUUAAGGAGUUGAAGCUACAAUUCGACUCGCCCGAUCGAUAUGGCAAAGGUCUCGUGUGGGAUGGAUAUACGGUCCAUGAUGCUGCUAAUGUCCUCAGACGAUACUUGAACGAUCUUCCCGAACCCGUCGUCCCGCUAGAUCUCUACGAACGGUUCAGAGAUCCCCUGCGUGGGCACACGAGGCAGGCUGUUGGCGAUAACGAGGGCACCCAGCUGGUCGAAGAUUUUAACGAAGUUGAAGCUAUUGAGAAGUACCAACAGUUGAUUAAAGAUCUGCCUCCGCUCAAUAGACAGUUACUUUUAUACAUCCUGGACCUUCUAGCAGUCUUUGCCGCCAAGGCUGACGAGAAUCGAAUGACGGCGCAGAAUCUGGCCGCUAUCUUCCAGCCAGGAAUGCUCUCUCACCCGCAGCAUGCCAUGGCACCCGAAGAGUACCGACUGAAUCAAUGCGUCAUUAUUUUCCUGAUUGAAAAUCAGGACCAUUUCUUGAUUGGGACCGCCGACCGUUGUGACGCCCGCGACCCCGAGUCGCAGCACAGGGAUGGCAAGAUCCGGAGGAAUCGUUCUACGUCCUCGCGACACUCCUUACAGUCCAACGGUGCAUCCACACCCGGCAGCCCGGCUCUGACACCAAACAGCGGGCUUGCUAGAAGCAACACAGUUCCAUCAAAGAAGUCUCCCCAUAUUCCUUCGGGCCGGUUUCCGUCUCGGCAGAGUUCACCAACCGUUGCGGUAGCUCCAGCUUCGCCCUCGCCCGCUGGUCCUACCAGAGCCGCUCCUGCAACAGUGGCUGAAGAAGGCCCGGCUGCGCCCGAACGGUCACCAGCAACGUCUCAACAUCUAACCCCGAUGGCAGCAGGUUCACAACCGGCUGUUAGAAGCCAGGAAAGAUUGCUAGGACCCCCUAGCGAAUUUGUGACGCCUCUGAAGGAAAGGAACCUUCAGAGUCUGUUCCAACGAACUCCAGGUUCCGAAGGCGAAAGACGACAACCCAACAAACUACGAAAGAAGCGAUUAGCAAGCAGUACGAAUCCAAGUGCACAAAGCUCUACGGCUUCGCUGCCCCAUUCAGAGGCAGUUUCUCCAGCAGUCGAGCCACCGAGUAACCCGAUAGAGCACAAAACCCUCCUUGAUCCGACUAUCUCAGAGAACGGCACAUCUGCCGAAACUCCUUCGGAGCCCACCCCACGAGCGUCUCAAGUACCAUCCCAGGUACCGGCUCACUCACCGUCUCAGGUACCGUCUCAAAUACCAUCUCAGGUGCCACCUCAAGUACCUUCUGCGAGUACUACCCAAGUUGACCAAGAGCAUCUCAACGCGCUGAAACCAAAGUCCUCACCGUCCACUUCUUUACAUUCAUCAUUUAACGAAGGAUCUGACAUAGAACAAGUAGAGGAACACAUGCCAGCCCCCUCUGCCCCGGACAACGGUGACAAGGAGAAGAAGCGCCGGUGGCGCAUGUCUCGGCGGAAGGAAGAUAUGAUGCCUAGCACUCCUCCCCAAAACUUAGGCAACAACAGUAAUGCCGAAAUGAGCACUUCAUCAGUUGGAAGUGGACAGCGGCCGCGCAAAAGUUGGAAUGGCGACUCUUCCGACGUGGCAGCAGCGCUAGCCGAAGCCGAAGCAGGAAAUAGAGAGAAGGAAGAACCCAAGGGACCUCUUGGAUGGAUCAAAAAUAAAUACCGGGAAGCAAAAGAGAAUGCGGAGAUCAAGCGCACGAAAUCUCCUCCUCCUAGGGACCUAGGACAAGGGUUCCUUACUCCAAGCGGGAAAAGCGUGGAUACUAUGGGGAGCAUUGAUGAGAAAGGGAUGUCGACAACUUCAAAUCCUACCCAGACUGUCGGCCCAGCUCCCGAGCGAAGUUCCACGCCUGCUCCACACGACGUCCCGUUACCGAACUCCCCACCACCUACUCAGGCGACACAUAAUGAGAGGCCCUCUAGUACCUAGUUGGAGGGGGCCUCGCGUCGAGGUAGAAGGAGGAGUAGUGUCUACUGGGACAUGACAAUCAGAUUAGUCAGUUCGUCGAGCGCGGUCCUGCUCAGAAAUCGCAGAGAUUCUCAAAUAGGCGACCUGGACGGCCAGGAUAAUUAGUCCUUUCGAACUUUUUUUG